This is a messenger RNA of Hippocampus comes (tiger tail seahorse), 2548 nucleotides long. Its product is annotated as probable Bax inhibitor 1. Gene Ontology annotation, molecular function: enzyme binding; RNA polymerase II CTD heptapeptide repeat phosphatase activity. Gene Ontology annotation, cellular component: mitochondrial membrane. Gene Ontology annotation, biological process: negative regulation of endoribonuclease activity; cellular response to unfolded protein; negative regulation of apoptotic signaling pathway. The transcript has 15 exons. Lineage: Eukaryota; Metazoa; Chordata; Actinopteri; Syngnathiformes; Syngnathidae. Bases 631 to 2028 code for a protein of 465 amino acids. The record is from RefSeq and is a predicted model, not a curated record.
UGUCAUUUGGGGCCGGAGUGGAGUUUUUUCGCGCGGGGGCAAAGCGUAGCCUCGAGGGGCCGCUGCUUUGAGAGCCUUCGGAGGGCGUCCGGCCGAGGUUGUUUAUGUGUAGUAAGGGGGAGCUUGAAACCGACCAGGCUUGCCCCAUUUCCUCGCUUGUUUUCCUCGUCGGCUCGCUCGCGCCCGCUGGAUUCUACUCCAUGUUGACGCCGCCGCCGCCGCCGCCGGCGCCGCUGCUGCAAAGGUGACGACUCGACGGCCGCGGGAAGCCGAGGAAGGACCCCCCCCCGUCCCGCACCCCGCCCACUAGCUCGUUCUUAUCGCCGUCGAAAAGCCGUGCCCGGGCAGCGGUUCCGGGCUCAGCCCGCUUUUUCUUUUUUUAACAUUUUAUUUAUUUAUUUAUUUGGGUGCGAACUAAAAAAAAAGUAAAGGCAUCGGGGAAGAAAGACAGAAAGAGAGACAGAAAGAGAGCAGGCCAGCCACGCGGGAGGGCGCGAGAAAGACGCCAGUGACAGGCGUUCUCGGCGAACCGUCGGCUGGGUCGGAACCGUGAAGAUAGCAGCCAAUGAGGGCUACCCGUCAGUGCCCGGGGACAGGAAUUGAGGAUUUUCAGGGCUCCGCGAUUGUCCGAUGGAAAGUUCGGUUAUCACCCAAGUGCACAAAGAAGACGUCCAAGUGUCGCCCAAAGCAGGCCAGGUGAGCCGCUCGGCCCUGAAGCAGCCUCGGAGUUGUAACCUCUUCAAAGCGCUCUUCUGCUGCCUGCGAGCUCCGGAUGGGCCCAAACAUCCGCCGCCGCCGCCGCCCCCUUCCCAGCAGGCCUUGCUGGAGGCGCAGGAAAAUGGGGCGCUCGCCAAGUUGUGCGACGCCGGCCUCCUGCCCCGGGUGACCGCCCGCGACCAAGGCAAGAUCUGCGUGGUCAUCGAUCUGGACGAGACGCUGGUGCACAGCUCCUUCAAGCCGAUCAGCAACGCGGACUUCAUCGUGCCCGUGGAGAUCGAGGGGACCACGCACCAGGUGUACGUGCUCAAGAGGCCGUACGUCGACGAGUUCCUGCGGCGAAUGGGAGAGCUGUUUGAGUGCGUGCUGUUCACCGCCAGUUUGGCCAAGUACGCCGACCCCGUGACGGAUCUGCUGGACCAGUACAGCGUGUUCCGGGCCCGCCUCUUCCGGGAGUCGUGCGUCUUCCACCAAGGCUGCUACGUGAAAGAUUUGAGCCGGCUGGGCCGAGACCUUCGCAAGACGCUCAUCUUGGACAAUUCUCCCGCGUCCUACAUCUUUCACCCCGACAAUGCUAUCUCAUCCUCUCAUCGCACCAUGAACGUGUUUGACCGCAACAUCGACUUGGACGCUCUCUUCAAGUUCUCCCAAAUAUCCCAUUCCACCCAGGUGCACCUGAAGAAGGUCUACUCCAGCUUGGCGGCGUGCAUGUUCUUGGCUGCGGCCGGCGCCUACACGCAUGUCGUCUUGCGCCUCUUCCAGGGCGGCGUGGUGUUUGCCCUGGCAUCCCUGGCGAUGAUGGUGUGGCUGGCGGCGACGCCGCACGACGCCCGCACGGAGAAGAAGAGGCUGGCCAUCCUGGCGGGAUUCGCCUUCCUCAACGGCGUGGGUCUGGGCCCCACACUGGACUUUGUCAUCGCCGUCAACCCCAGCAUCAUCGUCACAGCCUUCCUGGGAACCUCGGUGAUUUUCAUUUGCUUCACGCUCAGCGCCCUCUAUGCCAAACGCAGGAGCUACCUGUUCCUCGGAGGCACGCUGAUGUCCGGCGUGUCCAUCCUCUUCCUGAUGUCGCUCGUCAACAUGUGGUUUGGGUCCGUGAUGCUCUUCAAGGCUCACAUGUACCUGGGCCUGCUCCUCAUGUGCGGCUUCGUCCUCUUCGACACUCAGCUCAUCAUUGAGAAGGCGGAGAACGGAGACAAGGACUACGUCUGGCACUGUGUGGACUUGUUCCUGGACUUCCUCACCAUCUUCCGCAAGUUGAUGGUCAUCCUCGCCCUGGGCGACAAGGACAAGAAGAAGGAGAAGAAGUAGACCGCUUUGCGCCGCGCCGCCCGCCCGUGACUUUGGAUUGGAUUUCUGCGGCCGACUUGUUGCCGUCUGACGGUCGGACGGCAAAUGCUUUGAUCUUUCUUUCCUUUUUAAUUUCCACGGGGUGAUUGUUUGUGCGUCCGUGCGGGCCGCCGCUCGGCCCGUAGAGGGGAGUCUCGGCCAGCGUCGCUUAACGACGCCGGCCCCCCCAUUUAGCGAGUUGCCGGAGUAGCGGCGUCGCGCGUGAUCCUUUAUUUUUUUUUCUUCUCAAAUGUUUAGCCGAGCGCGGUUUUGACACUGGAUGCCCUUCUCCGAUGUCCUCGCGGGUCAUGCUUUGAAUUCUCUUGGACUUGACUAAAUGCCGCGCUUUUUCUUUUCCCCUUCCGCCGAUGUCGGACGGUUUGCCAAAUGAAGUGAAGCUAACCUUCCGUUUUCCAGCGCAUACUGUGAAGAAUUGAGUUUGUUCAUGUCAAUGCUAAACUACACAUUUGAUACAUUUGCCCGAAUAAAUGUGUCGAGAGCA